AUGGAACAUGACAUUGUACGCUUGUAUUCGGAUGAUCGCGUUAAAAUCUCCGGAUGGUCGGAACGAAUCCAACAGUAUCCGUACGAUUUUCCAAGCAACAGAGCAGGGCGAGCCGCUUAUAGAACCUUAGGAUACACCACAAAGCAUUUCAUCCCACGAACCAGCACGCAGGCGAUGAGUGAUACCGUUUGGGGUCAGUUUCAGCAACGGCAGUUGGCACAAAACCGUACCAAGAAACCCCUCAGCACUGUGGUUAAAUUGUGCCCAUAUAUCACCACCUACCAGGAUGACUAUUUCGAUCGAUUCCCAGCCUUCCGUAAGUUGAUGAUGAUAAAUGCACUGCAGGGUAGCACGAACAAACGCAUCCCCAAUCCGCUGUCUCUAAAUUGA
This is a messenger RNA of Anopheles marshallii, 390 nucleotides long. RefSeq lists its product as uncharacterized. Lineage: Eukaryota; Metazoa; Arthropoda; Insecta; Diptera; Culicidae. The transcript is spliced from 3 exons. The record is from RefSeq and is a predicted model, not a curated record. Bases 1 to 390 code for a protein of 129 amino acids.